This is a messenger RNA of Cervus elaphus (red deer), 1107 nucleotides long. Its product is annotated as formin-like protein 5. Lineage: Eukaryota; Metazoa; Chordata; Mammalia; Artiodactyla; Cervidae. Bases 1 to 1107 code for a protein of 368 amino acids. The record is from RefSeq and is a predicted model, not a curated record. The transcript has 4 exons.
AUGGCAGGGCCCUCAGGGAAGUACCCGCGCCGGCUCAGUAGGCUAACGGCAGGCGCCUUCCCAGGAGAGCCCGGCGGGCAAAGGCGCCUGGUACCCCGGGUCCCCGGGUCCUCCACAGAGGGCGAUUCAGAGGCGGCACCUGGUGCCCAGGGCCGCCGAGAGCGGCUGUCCACACGGGACGGUCUGGGCAGCUCGGGUGACCUUGGGGAGACCCCUUUACGCGACCUCUCGGAGGAAGGCUGCAUGGACUCAGUCCAUCCUAGGCGCUCGGGGGCGCUCCUCCGGCCAGAGUCGAUGCGCGGGACUCAGGAGGAGAGGCGCGCUCCAGGCGCGAGGGGACCCAGCCGCGGGCGCACGGCGGCCCUUCGGGGAGGCAGGGAGCGCUCCCGGCGCCCUGCCACCGCCUGCGGGGACCGAGCGCCGCCACGCGAGGGGGCGGCGCCCCCGUGCCAGCCCCGAGGCUGGGAGCCCGGACUGUCUGAAGGCUGCCUCAGAGCCCAGAAUCCGCCAAGAAGCCCCCUGCCCGCCCCAAGAUCCUGCUACGGAGACCCCAGCCAGCAACCUGCCAGUGCGCCCCGUACCCUGGCCUCGUCUCUGGCGCGCAAGACCCGGGAGAACGCCCCCAACCCAGCCCAACUCCCCAGCCCUGCUCGCCUGGUACCCGCCUUUCCAGUCUCCCUCCCGCCCCCCCCACCCCCGCCACCCAGUUAUCUCCUGCCGCCGGCCCUUAGCCAAAGCUCCACACACACCCCCAGCCAGACCCUCAGAGGCUGGGUCCACCUCCGCGCCGCGAUCCUCAACUCCCGCCUGGUCAAGCCGCAGAGCGCAGGGCAGCCGCCGGGGAACUCACCCGCUCUCCCGAGCCCUGCCCCGGGCGGCUCCCGGCCCUGGCUGGGUCCUUCCGUCCCCGAGCCGCAGCUGCUGGUGCGGCAACAGAAGCCAGCUCUGCACGGCCGCCGGCCUCCGCGCCGCCCCUCGGCUCCUCCCCCGGGGCGGGGCCUGAGCUCGCGGGAAGGGGGUGGGCACGCUCUCGGCUCGACCUGGACGGCACCCGAGCUGCCGGCAAGGGUCUCCUAUCACCCUCCACCACCACCUUUGAGCAGCUAG